UAAAAUGGUGAAAAACCAAAAAUGAAUGACCAAAUGCGAAGACCGGAGCAAAUUUCUCCUAAAUCUAGCCCUCGUGGCUCAAUUUCUCCGGCAUAUCAAAGGCCAGAUUCAUCAGGAACUUUGAAGACAACCAUCAGCUUAGGAAAAGUCCCUUCAGUGAUUCAUUCGGGUCCAUUUUACUUGAUGAAAGAAAUGCCAAUUUCUACUGCGGAGAAGACAGAGUUGACGGGCUGUACAAACUUGAUAGACUACCAUGGCCUUGAACACACCUACAAUAAGUUUUGCAACAAGAAAGGCAAAGAGGAGCUGAGUUCUUUCCUGCCUCAUCUCCCUGGCUAUAUUGAUGCUCCCGGAAUACAAGAUAACAGUUCCUUGCACUCCCUGAUAGAGAAGCCUCCGAUCACUGGCAAGGAGAUGAACCUGUUGUCCAACACAGCCCUCGCCAGUUUCAGACUCCAUCCUGGCCCGUUACCGGAGCAGUAUAAGUUCAUGAGUCAGAUGCCCACGAAGAAGAAACACAAACACAAACGGAAACGAGAGUCUACAGCUAAUGGUAGCAUUCCUGAAUCAGCCGAUAAUGCUGAUGGUGGGUCACACGAGAAGCCCGCAAAGCACAAGAAGGGCGGGAAGAGUGCAGAGGAGAGCAGCAAGGAGAAGGAGAAGAAAGAUAGCAAGAAGAGGAACAAGAAGAAGAAAAAGAAGGGCAGGGAGAAAGAUGAAGAUCCAGCAUCAUGAACCUGACUGCUUAUGAGAUGUACAAUGGUCUAUGUGUGAACACUGAAUGAUUCUGUGAUGGAUCUCAAUGCCAGCAUGGAGAUGCUCCACCGAGUGCUAUACUGUUCAAAGGAUACACUUUAUUUUGUAUCCAAGUGCAAUGGCAAAAAUGUUCUUCAAGUUAGAAGAAAUUAUAGGGCUCAUUGUAAAAAAUCACAAAUAUACCGCAGCAGAUGUGAAGUGCAAUAUAAAAGAAAUCUUCCGUGGCAAUCUCAGACGCUUUAAAGAAAAAAAUCAAAUCAUGUACUGUCAAGAUUAUGAAACCAUAUCUUUUGUUUUACACUAAAUACAUUUAGAAACAAAUCUUGUGUUCUGAUGCAAAAUUGUGAAGCUCAACCUGUGUUAAAUUACACUGAUGUAUAGGAAUUGGUGUGGUAUUUUAUGGACAAGUUAAAUCAUUUAAAGUUGUAGUACAAGACUUUUUUCAUGAUCUAAACAGAUUCACCUGCUAAUACUUUCCUCAUCAUGGAAAGUCUGUUGAGCUUUACAGGGCAUAUACUUGUAUUUCGUGUAAAAAUGUUUUGAAUGUUUUGUUUAUGACAUAUUUUUAUGCCCCCAAAGGUGGGCAUAUUAAAAUCGCACCGUCCGUCCGUCCGGCUCUGUAACUUUCCCUUGUAUGGACAGAUUUUAAAAUAACUUGCCACAUGUGUUCCACAUACCAAGACGACGUGUGGCGUGCAAGACUCGUGUCCCUACCUCAAAGGUCAAGGUCACACUUAGUGUUUAUUCACAAUGGAGUGCUGCAUAUAAGGACAUAGAGUAUAGGUUGUUGUGUCCGGGCUGUAACUUUCUCUUGUAUGGACAGAUUUUAAAAUAACUUGCCACAUGUGUACCACAUACCAAGUCGACGUGUCGCGUGCAAGACCCGUGUCCCUACCUCAAAGGUCAAGGUCACACUUAGUGUUUAUUCACAAUGGAGUGCUGCAUAUAAGGACAUAGAGUACAGGUUGUUGUGUCCGGGCUGUAACUUUCCCUUGUAUGGACAGAUUUUAAAAUAACUUGCCACAUGUGUUCCACAUACCAAGACGACGUGUCGCGUGCAAGACCCGUGUCCCUACCUCAAAGGUCAAGGUCACACUUACUGUUUAUUCACAAUGGAGUGCUGCAUAUAAGGACAUAGAGUAUAGGUUGUCGUGUCCGGGCUGUAACUUUCUCUUGUAUGGACAGAUUUUAAAAUAACUUGCCACAUGUGUUCCACAUACCAAGACGACGUGUCGCAUGCAAGACCCGUGUCCCUACCUCAAAGGUCAAGGUCACACUUAGUGUUUAUUUACAAUGGAGUGCUGCAUAUAAGGACAUAGAGUAUAGGUUGUCGUGUCCGGGCUGUAACUUUCCCUUGUAUGGACAGAUUUUAAAACAACUUGCCAAAUGUGUUCCACAUACCAAGACGACGUGUCGCAUGCAAAACCCGUGUCCCUACCUCAAAGGUCAAGGUCACACUUAGAGUUUAUUUACAAUGGAGUGCUGCAUAUAACUACAAGUAUAGGUUGUCGUGUCCGGCCUGUAACUUUCCCUUCUAUGGACAGAUUUUAAAAUAACUUGCCACAUGUGUUCCACAUACCAAGACGACGUGUCGCCUGCAAGACCAGUGUCCCUACCUCAAAGGUCAAGGUCACACUUAGUGUUUAUUCACAAUGGAGUGCUGCAUAUAAGGACAUAGAGUAUAGGUUGUCGUGUCCAGGCUGUAACUUUCUCUUGUAUGGACAGAUUUUAAAAUAACUUGCCACAUGUGUUCCACAUACCAAGACGACGUGUCGUGUGCAAGACCCGUGUCCCUGCCUCAAAGGUCAAGGUCACACAUAGUGUUUAAUCAUAAUGGAGUGCUGCAUAUAAGGACAUAGAGUAUAGGUUGUCGUGUCCGGGCUGUAACUUUCCCUUGUAUGGACAGAUUUUAAAAAAACUUGCCACAUGUGUUCCACAUACCAAGACGACGUGUCGCGUGCAAGACCCGUGUCCCUACCUCAAAGGUCAAAGUCACAUUUAGUGUUUAUUCACAAUGGAGUGCUGCAUAUAAGGACAUAGAGUAUAGGUUGUUGUGUCAGGGCUGUUACUUUCCCUUGUAUGGACAGAUUUUAAAAUCACUUGCUACAUGUGUUCCACAUACGAAGACAACGUGUCGUGUGCAAGACCCAUGUCCCUACCUCUAAGGUGAAAGAUACACUAAGUGUUUAUUCACAAGGGAAUUCUGAAUAUAAGGACAUAACAGUGUAGGUUGUCAAGUAUUGGUGGUAUUUUUUUAUGUUCAGAGGCAAUUUAAAAUAACUUGCCAUAUGUAUUUGACACGUAAAGGCAAGAUCAACUUUUCACGUACUGACCUUGUUCGUAGGUCAAUGUCACAUUCGGGGGCAUUCGUCACAUACUGUGACAGCUCUUGUUUAACUAUAAUUUGUAUAUUGUAAAUAAAGAUAAGUUAAAAUA
Mya arenaria is the source of this 3192-nucleotide messenger RNA. RefSeq names its product mediator of RNA polymerase II transcription subunit 19-like. The transcript is spliced from 6 exons. Gene Ontology annotation, cellular component: mediator complex. Gene Ontology annotation, biological process: positive regulation of transcription by RNA polymerase II. The record is from RefSeq and is a predicted model, not a curated record. Lineage: Eukaryota; Metazoa; Mollusca; Bivalvia; Myida; Myidae. Gene Ontology annotation, molecular function: transcription factor binding; transcription coregulator activity. The coding region runs from base 22 to 735 and encodes 237 amino acids.